This is a messenger RNA of Seriola aureovittata, 8524 nucleotides long. It is a transcript of the gene nexmifb, whose product is annotated as neurite extension and migration factor b. The coding region runs from base 921 to 5225 and encodes 1434 amino acids. The transcript has 3 exons. Gene Ontology annotation, cellular component: nucleus. The record is from RefSeq and is a predicted model, not a curated record. NCBI's taxonomy places the organism in Eukaryota, Metazoa, Chordata, Actinopteri, Carangiformes, Carangidae. Gene Ontology annotation, biological process: negative regulation of cell adhesion mediated by integrin; negative regulation of cell-cell adhesion mediated by cadherin; negative regulation of neuron migration.
GACUGAGAGAGAGGGAGAGAGACUGAGAGAGAGAGCGAGAUAGAGAGAGACUGAGAGAGAGGGAGAGAGAGACCCUCAAGUCUAUCCAAAUAUUGCUUCCAGUCCGGUAAGUGUUAUGAGUGGGCCUAUCAUCCAGCAUAGGCAUACACGAGUAGCCUAUUCAUUAUUCAUGUCAUUGCAGUUGCCCUGUUAUGAUACAGUCCUAUUUGGAGAGGGCUACCUGAUUUGCUCAGCGCGUCCGUCAAAGCAGUGCGUGGCCCUGCGUCGGCUGGCUGUGCGCGCUCAUAGGUCGGACCUAGAAGAAUCGGAGGGGGAGCAGGCGAAGUACGCGCCUACGAGACUGCGCGCCGCAAGGAGGGGGAGAGGUCCAGCUGCAAAAAAAAAAAAAAAAAGAAAGAAAAAAAAGAAAGGAAGAAAAAAUACGCCGUGACAAUGGCAACAUCAAGCAUCUCGUAAAAGCUACAUAACAGGCGAGGGGGCGCCGCGGAACGGGAGUUUGAGAGGCGACGGCCCCUGUUUGUCCCGAGAAAAGCGGCGAUAUUAGGACAUGCUGGCUGCCCUGUAGCGCGUUUCCUGGAAUACGAAUUCUUCCGUAAUUGAAAAUGGAGCGGCGGGGGAGAGGAGAGUCGCGCUGUCUCCAUCAUUGAGAGGCGCGUCCACCUGCUAUUACUGGAGGCCCAGGCUGCUGCUGCUGCCGCCGCUGCUGCUGCUGCUGGUGCUGGUAGUGGCGGGGAGGGUGGGUGGGGGGAACAUGCAGGGGAAGUGCUUGCAUUUCGGGGGAAAGACGCAUCUCUGAUACUGUCCAAAGCAGCGGAGACGGAUCCCAUUGCGACGGGGGAAAAAACGCAGUUUGGGCGCAUACGCUCUGGAGGUGGGACAGUCAAAAUGAUGCGUAGGAGGUGCAGCGUUGGGCCGUAUUGAUGGAUGUGUUAACAGACAGCAGUCUCACAUUGAUUGUGAAGACUUCAGAACCAGAGAAUGCAAAUGUACUGGAGAAUACAGGGGUAUGUGAGCAGGGUGGUGAUCUGAGUCUGUGCGGGCUCGUUGAUGCUGCUCUCCCUCCAUCCUCACCUCCUCCUGCCGCAGAGACUUCCCAGCAGGCCUGCUCAACACACCAGAGGACCACGCCUUCAUCGCCAACCCUCCCCCUGCCCAUUGGCACUGACCCCUCUCUGGGCCUAACAGUGGCCCCCUGCCCUGCCUCCGAUGACUCUCCAACUGUAGUCCCCCACCUUCACCACACUCCCACUCCUACAUCACUUCCCACCCCAGAUUUAACUUCCUGGGGCUCAACAGGAGAGACCCAGAAAACUCCCCUUCCGCUGCCCAUUGCCCUCCCUCUGUCAGCUACAAUGAUGGAGCCUGGCACUGUGUCUGCCCUGACAGAGGAGUGUCUUCUUCAGCCUUCCCGCACCUGCCUCGGCUGCUUCAUUGAAACCCGUGAUGCUACUGACCCUAAUUCCAUCCAGAACCCGCCUCAUGACCCUAACGCCAACCCUGACACAGAGUCCGGGCUAAGCGUAAGGAUAGGGGAUGUGAGCCGAGAGGACUUCUCCGACAUCAACAACAUCAGCAUCCAGUGCCUGAGCCAUGCGGGGGAGGCAGUGAGUCACUACGGAGAACAACUCCUCUCUGACCAGCUACUUAGCUUUCCUCUGCCGAAAGCCCCAGGUGAGGGCAAGAGAGUGGAUGGAAACAAAACAACAGAGGAUUGUGAUGAUCCAGAGGAUGAUGCAACAGCUAAGAACCUGUAUGAGGGACUGUUACUGGACAAAGUGAGCGGAGAGGAGGUUCUGCUGGCUAAUGCCGGUCAGGACUGGGGCUAUUUUGAGUCCUUCAUCAGUGAGAGUAAGAUGGAGCUGCUGGACCUUUGUUCUAAGAACGAACUGUCAGUCAACCUCUUCUCUGAGGAAGAUGUUGACAAUCUAUUUGAUGAUGAGGACGAUGAUUCAACUUUAAGCAGCGAUGUCUGUUCGCUGAAGAUUCGUUAUGAGUCUUUCCAGGACAACAUGAGGGAAAAAACAAAUGUGCUCCAGGAGGAGACACAGUUCAACUUCUUCCCUAGUGUCCUGGCCAACUGUGCCAAGAAAGAGGAAGGAGUGGGAGUAUUGAGGAGGAGUGCUGAGGAGCUUCAGCCUAAAACUGAUGAGCUCAUCCUGGAGACAGGACAGGAAGGAAAGGCUGGGGACUGCAGUGGUAGGAGCCCCCUUGAUGGCUCCCAGGGCUCACCCAUGUCCACUCCCAAAGUCAAUUACCUAAUGGACUUCAAUUCUACAGAGGAGUCGGGAGAAUUCAGCGAUGACAGCUCCUGCACUGGCUCCUCCUCAGACACCCUGCAGGAGGGCAAAUUUAAAAAGGGCCACUCAAAGAGAUUCCUCAGCCCCUCCAACCCUCUUAACUACGGCUUGCGCUCCAAGAGAAAGGUUCGAUACAGUGAUGAUUACUUGUAUGAUGUUGACUCGCUCGAGAGUGAGAAGAACGCAGAGAAAAAGGAGAAAGCUCCUGCUGGUCAGAAAGAGGAGGAGGAUGUUGACUGGUGCCCCAAAAAACGUCGGAAAUCCUGUCGCAAAGAGCCACCCGUGGUCAUCAAGUACAUCAUCAUCAACAGGUUUAAAGGAGAGAGACUCAUGUCAGUGAAACUGGGCAAGUUAGACCCUGUGGAUGCUACUGUGAGCUUAACCGCCGACUCAGUAAGCAAAUAUGAGACACUGGCUCCUUUGAAGGAUUUCUGGCAGGAGAGGCAAAGAGAGAGACAGGAACAGCUUAAGCUGGCUGCCAGAGAUAAACAACAACGAGGUUUUCAUCUAAACGGACGCCAUCAUCGCCCUUUUAAUUCUAGUCAUCCCAAAAGGAAAUACAAGAUUGCAAACAGGCUUAAGGUUCAGAGGAUUCACGCUGUGGAGCAAUCAGCAACAGCACAGGGCUCCCCUCUCUCUGAUCAGGGCCAGGGAGGUGUCACUAAAGAGGAGGCCACCCCCACGGUAGGGGGAAUAAUAGCAGCCCCAGGCCUCCCAGUCACAUUAGACACAAACUCCAUCACGCACACAGUCACGGCCAAGAGCCGCUCCCAGGAGAGAGAGGAGAGGGAGGGGAGGAGAUUGGGAGGAAAUAAAACAGUCAGGAUAAGGAAAUUCAAAAGCGAAGCCAGGCUGAGGAGCAAGAAAAUGAAAGAGGCAGAAGGAGAGGAGGGGAGGAGCGUGACAAAUGAAACGGAUGCCUGUGUUGCUGCAGCACAGAUUGAGGACCCUACUGCUGGGUUAGAAGAGGCAGGCAUUAGCUCUACUACAGUCAAACCCCAUUUCUCUGACAGUACCGCCACUGCUCACACAACUGAGGAGAAAUUCCCCUUUGUUUCGUCCACCUGCUCUCCUGACAAAGCUUCCUCCUCAGAGGAAGUGGAAGCGGGUGUCCCUGUCAUCCCGGGGGGCUACCUGCAGACCCUGUUAGAUGCUACAGACUCGUCUGGUGGAGCAACUAUCUCUUAUUUCCCCCAGCAGCCCUCUAGGCAGCAGUAUCCUCUGGCGCUGUCCCUGGAGGAGAAACAGUUUUCGUCUCUGCAGCUCGCUCAGAGUUGCGUCCUCUCGCCUCCUUCUGAAUCCGAGCUCCAGCAGUCUCCGCAGAACUGCCCCAGCUUCCCCCAGAUGUGGCACCCACAGCUUUGCGCAAGUCACAGCCAGAGCUUUGGGCCAGAGACGCCUGAGACUCCCAUCUUACCCAACAACUUCCCCGGUGCUGUGCCCCUGAACGACAGCCUGCCAGUGUCUAACUACAGCCAGCUGAGCCCUGAGGCUGACAGGCUGCUUUAUGAGAAGAGCUACCUGACUGAGGCUGGGCUGCAGCCCGGGGCAGAUCUGCAAGUGUGUCAGACUGUCUGUGUGGAGGGCCAGGUGCAAUACCAGAGAGGGUCCCUGUGCACAGACAACGGCAGGCUCAUCAGCUAUGACUCAGUGGGCUCUCUGUCAGCCUCCUCUAGCAAUUACAGCUCCCUCAGCCUCAAGUCUUGUGAGCGGGAGGGUGAGGAGGAGGGCCGAGACAGCUUCUUAGCUCAUUGCAGUCCUAAAGUGGUGAUUCAGCAGAGUGUAGACGCCCUUACCCCACUCAGGGAGUCCUCAGACCUGCUGGAUAUCUCCAACUUCACCCCUGACAAGUUUAGACACUCAUCACUGUCAGAGCUUUCCCCUCCCGAGACCCCCAACCUGUCCCCCCAGGUGGUGGGGCGUGAGAUGAAGAUAGCAGGGAAUGUUGGAGAAUUCCAGGAUGUGAAUGAUAUGACUAUGGACUGCAACAGGGAGGUAAAGUGGAACUGUGACGUUAUGCAGCAACAAGAGCACACAGCAAAUGCAUACACAGUGGAAGAAAGCCAGUUUCCACUGCACAACUUCAACAGUCAGGAUGUGUUAGGUUUAGAUAAAAAGGAGCUGGGAGUAACCGAAUUCGACGAACAGACUGGUGAGAUGCUGCCUGGUGCGAAAAGCAUUAAGUCAAAGAGGAAAGGCAAUUGCAAACAGACAGCUGCAGGACAGAGCCCAAAGAAAGUUAGAGCUCCCAGAGCUCCCAAGUCAGAAAAGGUCAAGACCCCUAAACAGAACUCGCGUUCCACCAAAAAGAUAAAGGCCAUGUUAGAGGGGAAGGCAGCAAAGAACCAGGCAGGUGGUUGUGGCACAGGCCUGACUGACAGUAGCAGCACUGGGGACUGGUCUGGUACCGGCUGGUCAGAGAGCAACAGUCUGGUAGGGGACGACCAGAGAGAAUUCGAGGAGCCCUCCAAUAUUCUGUCCAACAUUGUCUCUGGCAUGGCUGAGGUCCAAAGGUUCAUGAUGGCCUCCAUUGAGCCACUGUGGAAUCCCAUGUCGGAGGCCUGUAUGCCCUCCGAGGCCAACAGCCUCAACCUAAAGACCCUCAAAAUCUUGGCAGGCACAGAGGCUGACCUGAAGAAAAAAGGAGCCGUGCUAACGGGGGCUGGGAGAGGCAGAAAGGCUGGGGGAAAGGGAGUAAAAAACCAGGCCAAAUUCAACCCCUCUCAUCCCUUAUUCCCCCAACUAGCUCUGGGCUGUAACAUGUUUGAUAAACCCAACUUUAUUAACCCUGGGCCUGCACACAAAAAGCUGUACCGCCACAAGACCAGUGCAAAGUUUCCUCGGAUUGAGACACUGAAGGGGAAGCGAGGUGAGAGGGACCCAAAUAAGGACAUAGCACUGAUGACCUCUUUUGAGAAACUGAGGUAAUAUUUUGUUAUCAGCUGCUGUUGCACCCCCUUCUCACUUUCCCCCUCUACCUGCUCAGCCCCCUCUCCCAAGCAUACCUACACUGACGCUAUGCCAGAGCUGCAUGAGUACUACGUUCCCCCUGACUACUCCCACUUCCUUUUAACCCCCGCCCCCCCACCCCACCCCGCCCCCCCGAAGAGGAAAUUAAUAUCUGCAUGAAAAACUUCUUGUACUUUGCAAACUACCUAUUGAGUGAUUGUGUCAAGCUUGAUUGAGAUUUGAAACGACCAUGGCUGCAUUUUUCUUGCUUUUGUUGUUUCUGCUUUGUUUGUUCUUCUUAUAGUCGUUUUUGUUUUAUUUUUGUCUGAAAAAAAAAAGAAUAAGCCUUGAAAACAGUUCUGUCGCCUUUUUGAGGAACUUUGUUUUUGUAUUUUCUCAGCAGAACUAACUCCCCGGAAUUAUGUAUUUAUUCCCCCUUUUCCCUAAAGAUGUAGCUAUAUACACAAAUGCAUUGAGUGACAUCUACGCACCCCUCCUCCUCAUCUGUUUUUGUAUGCAGAAUAUGGAUGUCCUGUUGUUGCUGUCCUUCAUACACUGCCUGGCUCAUUUCAAGAGGGAAACCUACAAUUAAUGAGCCCUAUUUAAGCCCAAGACAUCUUGAAAAACAAGAUGGGACCAUUUUGUAUUGAUGACAUAUCAGACAUUGUCUUUUUUUUUUUUCCCUCAAAGUCGGAAUGACUCCCCAUUUUCUUUUGUCAAGCAUUUUUUUUUUCUUCUGGAGUUUAGAGGAACUGGUUAUCUAAAUUUACAUUUUUACGCCUUGCAAAUUCAUAAAAGCUCCACCCUCAGAGUAUUUUUGUCAAUGUUGUUGUACAGGGACAUGCAAUAUUUGCAAAAAAAGAAAAUUAUAAUCUUAAAAUCAAUGUGCCAAAAGUAACAAUGCUGUGUAAAUGACCUCUUAUAUAUGUGUGAAUAUUGGCUGUUCCUCUUUUCUAUCCAUUGGAAUAUUGGCUGCUCGGGUUGGAGACUACUUACAGAGACUUGCCACUACAGGAAUUCUUUAUUUGGGACUUUUCUCUCUCCUCUGAUGAAAGGCACCAACAGCUGGCAGUGGUACACUACCACUCACUAAACCAAAUCAGAAAGACUCUGAAUUCUCCUCGUUUCCCCCACUUUGUUUGCCAAAUUCAAUUUACCUCAACAUCGCCUGGCACUGAGAAGCAACAAAAGAGAGGCAAAGGGGAGAUCUGCUCUGAAGGCUACUGUAGAGGAACAAGAUGGAAAAAAAAGAGAUGCUCAAAUGAGCUUUCUCUGGACCAAGGAGAGUGUAGUGCAGAUGUUUGAGGGUAAGCAAGGAAAUUAUUUGUCAUUUGUCAGAGGCUGUGCCUCAUUGAAUAGCUGUUUUGUACUGGAAAUUCAAGGUGGUUUAUUACUCAUAGAGAUUCUGAUGCACGCAUCAGUUGUGAAUGGACAUUACAUUUUUGCAGUUAGAUUUAAUGUGAAUGUGAAAGCAGUCUUCAGUACAAAUGGAAUCAGUAAUCUUGUAAAUCAAGGAAAGCAUGUCUUUGCAUUGGCUCCACAUGGGAAUCUUACUUCUAUCUUACCUGAAAUGGUAAUUUAAACAGUAAUUUUUCUUGACAUUCUCAUGUAAUUAAUUUCUUAACACUGCCAUAGUUCAUAAGUUGCACCACUGGUGUAUUCAGUCUCUGUUUAUUUUGGUUCAUUUUUUACAUAAUGUCUAAAUUUAACUUCUUUCUUUUAAAGGUACUUUCUUUUAUAUGUUGUCUUUAAUUGUUAUCUCAGUUUUAGUGGGUCAAUAUUUUGGCAGAAAAUCUUGUCAAAAUCAAGGCCAAAAAGGGCACAAAUUGAAAAAAGAAAUCGGAUCCAGUGUUUACCCAGGCCAUUUACAUUAAUUACUUUGGGGUCAUUCACCAUCUUAAAUAAAUCCACCUUAAAAUGGAACUUACAAUCAUGUUUAAGCGGCUAUAAAAUCGCUAGAUUUUAUGUAAUAAAUGAAUUUCAGGAGAAAUGCAGAGCCCCGUCAACUGAUUAAAAGGGUAUCUUUUACAAAUAUAUACUCAAACAAUAGGCUUAUAUUUUCUCUCCCUUUUGAGCGUUGAAUUUUAUUUUUAAACACAGCAGUAAUUACAUGAGGCUGCGUGGAGAUGUGCGGACAAAUUGAAGCUUGAUUUAAAAACAGACCUUGUCACACUGGAUAUGGUAAUUCUGACGCACAGGUGAUAGUAAUUGACUGCUUGCAUAUGGCAAGAUUCAUAAUCAAUCUUUCUCUGUCUCUUCUUUCUCUCCUCUGUGCCAUGAUCCUUUGUUUCUUUUCUCCAGUGUAUCAGGGUUAGGACCAAGACAAGCUGCUGAUGGGAAGAUCCACAUGGGCUGCAAGCCCAUUUAGUCUGCCUUCUCUCAUUUCUGCCUAUUGUCAAAUUGAAUGUACUUCUCUGAGUUCAUAGUUCUUUUUCUUUUUUUCUCUUCUUUUUGUUUUUAAAAAUGUGCCACUGUUGAGCUGCCUCAUGUUAAUGGUGCUAAGAAAGCUGUUGAUUCUUUUCUUUUCUUUUCUUUUCUUUUUUUUCCCAGAGUUAACAAAAAAAGAAAUGCAAAAUAGAUUAGGUACCUAACCCUCUUUAUGAAUGUAUAUUAUAAUGUUAUGUUUGAUGUAUUCACUUCAUGAUUCUUUGACAAUGAUUGGAAUUACUUUUGCUCUUUUCAUUAAAAGAUUACCGAGCUUUAUAUAUACUGUCUAGAGUUGUUACCAGAAGGAAUCUUAAUGAACUCUUGACACUACAAAAUCUUGUAUAUUUUUUGUGUGCCAAUUUGUAACAUAUUUUGUAAGUGUAUAUUUUUCUUAGAAAGUGCUGUGAAGUAUUUGUGUGUGUGAGUAACCUUUUAUGCGCCUCUAUGGGCAGUGGAAAGGAUAUACAAUGACAAGUUUCUGGUUUUAAAAACCAAAAUAUGAAAGUAUCAACAGAAAACUAGAAAUAUUUACAUUUUGUUGGGAGUUUUGUAAUAAGACCAUGAUCUUGUUGUGAGAGUGUUGUGUUACUGUGCAAAACACAAAUAAGCAAAGAAAAAAAAAUGAAAACUUGGAAAAAAAAAUAUAAUUUGUGAACAAUUUGCUGUUUUAUAGAUUUUCAUGUAAAUUAUUUGAGUAUUAUUUUGUUUUUUGUUUUGUUGUAACUGUUGCAAAGGUUUUAAAUAUUUGUGAUCAAGCCUGUAUGGUGAUAAUGUAAUAUUGGUAACUUGCUGAGUUUUGUAAUAAUGUUUAUGGAGUAAAUAUACAAAUUAAAAUAAGAUUUUGAAUGCUG